Merops nubicus (carmine bee-eater) is the source of this 390-nucleotide messenger RNA. It is a transcript of the gene LLPH, whose product is annotated as LLP homolog, long-term synaptic facilitation (Aplysia). The record is from RefSeq and is a predicted model, not a curated record. Gene Ontology annotation, biological process: dendrite extension. Gene Ontology annotation, cellular component: nucleolus. Bases 1 to 390 code for a protein of 129 amino acids. Gene Ontology annotation, molecular function: RNA binding. The transcript is spliced from 4 exons. Lineage: Eukaryota; Metazoa; Chordata; Aves; Coraciiformes; Meropidae.
AUGAAGUAUCAUACAAAAAAGAGACAUCUCUUUGUGAAGACAGGUUUUGUUUACGUCCUUGGACCACUUCUGUCCAGCAGAUUUCUUCUUGUUACUGGUUCCUGCAGCAUCCCCAAGAUUGCAAAGUAUGAUGAAAAUGUGCUGUGUGAACAGCUGGGCUCCCUGAGGACACCUCUGGCAGAGAUCCCUGUAGGCCACCAGCGUGCUUCAACUAUUGAAGCAGCACAUGACUGCAAAAUGGACACAGAUAAUAAACGAAACAAAAAAACUCUUCUAGACCAGCAUGGACAGUACCCAAUAUGGAUGAAUUCCAGGCAGAGAAAGAAACUAAAGGCACAGCGUGUUAAAGGGAAAAAAAAACCAAAAUUGGCAAAAGGCCUAGUCUGGUAA